AUGGAGCACCUGAAACUAGCGAUCACUCAUCCUCAGGAGUUUCGUGCUCUGAUUAGCUACAAAGUGUGGCGCGAUCCUGUCCAUGAUUUCAAGAAAAAUCCUAAAGAAAGUGGAUGGGACCGUGAGCGCAUGCGUGACUGCUGGGGUUUCCUUGAUGCAACAAGUCGUAGUUUUGCUGCUGUCAUUAAAGAGCUGAAGGGUGAGCUCAGUCGUGUUAUUUGCAUUUUCUAUCUUGUACUGCGUGCUUUGGACACUGUAGAGGAUGACAUGACUCUCAAGCCUGAGGUUAAAAUUCCUCUCUUGCUUGACUUUUACAAGAAGCUUGAGCAGCCUGGUUGGAACUUCGCCGAAAGUGGCCCAAAUGAAAAGGACCGCCAGCUCCUGGUUGAAUUUGAUAAAGUAAUUGCUGAAUACCAGCUCCUCAAUGAGGGAUGCCGGAAUGUUAUUUCCGACAUUUGUGCUCGUAUGGGUGCAGGUAUGGCAUCCUACAUUGAAAUGGGCAACUCACCAAAUGGUCUCACUAUGGAAACAUACAAGGACUAUGAUCUGUACUGCCACUUUGUUGCUGGUCUCGUCGGUGAGGGUCUUUCUGGUCUGUUUGUGCAGACUGAUAUUGAGCGCCCACUUAUUGGUCUGCAGUUAAAGCUUUCGAACCAUAUGGGCCUUUUCUUGCAAAAGACAAAUAUUAUUCGUGAUUAUGCCGAAGAUUGUGAGGAAGGUCGCUCUUUCUGGCCUAAGGAGUGCUGGGGUACUGGUGAUAUUUUCUCGCACCAGUCGGAGAUCCAACGUGGUGUAGUGGAAACUAGCCCAGGCUCUGGCUCGUACCAAUUUGCGAAUACCGUCGAGGGCAAGAAAGCACGAGAAAUUCUCUCAACUAUGCUCCUGGAUGCUAUGUCACAUUGCAUCAAGUCUCUUGACUACCUCGCCCUGCUGCGUGACCAGAGUGUCUUCAACUUCUGCGCUACUCCACAAGUCAUGGCUAUUGCUACCCUUGAAAAGCUCUUUGACAAUGCGGACGUUUUUAAGAAGAAUGUGAAAAUCCGCAAAGGUGUUGCUGUGCAACUAAUUCUUUACGCUACGAAUCCACGCGAGGUUGCAAAGAUUUUCCUACACUAUGCUCGCGAAAUUCAUAAGAAGCUGCCGGCCGAUGAUCCCAACUACUUGCGCUGGUGCAUUCUUUUGGGUCGUAUUGAAAUGUGGUGUGAAAACCUUUUCCCAUCGUACAUUAUGGCUUCUGCGAACAAGAAAAAAGGUGAUGUGCGCUCUGCCAUGUAUCAAGACUGGGUUCUCGCGCGUGACCGUGCUCUGCGCCUCAAAGAGCAUGGCUAUAAAUCAAAAGAGGAUCUGGAUGCCAAAGCUGAAUUCGAACGUGCUCAUCACGCGAACAAUAUGUUCUAUGUCUACGUAUUCUUGAUGAUCAUGUUCACCGUUUCUGUGAUUCUCUUCGUUGGCUACUUGAGCUGGAUGAUUGUCUGGUACACUAUUGAGGGCCGUGUUGACCCUCUUACUCUUCUGCUCCUCAAAUUCUUCGACCUUCUUAAAGUGCACGACUACAAGUUUACUUUGAGUCCCUUUUACUGGAUGUCUACCUUUUCAGAGCUAUUCCGCCAGGCAGGCAGGCAAGUCAUGGACGAUAUGGAGAAGUUCCAUUUCAACUAG
Molecule: messenger RNA, 1659 nt
Organism: Malassezia pachydermatis
Lineage: Eukaryota; Fungi; Basidiomycota; Malasseziomycetes; Malasseziales; Malasseziaceae
Product: farnesyl-diphosphate farnesyltransferase
Exons: 1
Coding region: 1-1659 (552 amino acids)
Biological process (GO): ergosterol biosynthetic process; farnesyl diphosphate metabolic process
Cellular component (GO): endoplasmic reticulum membrane
Molecular function (GO): squalene synthase [NAD(P)H] activity
Source: RefSeq, a predicted model, not a curated record